AUGGCAGCCGGUAGCGUAGGGGCGUUCCUGGACGAGUUCCGGGCGAACAUCCGCACCUCGCCUCUGGCGACCAACCUCCUUGCCGGAGGCGUCGCCGGUGCGGUCUCGCGAACCAUCACCGCGCCGCUCGACCGUCUCAAGCUUCUGCUUCAGGAGGGCCGCGGUGUCUCCACCCGGCCGCCCGGGAUGUCGCUGGCGGCCUACGAGCGCCUCUACCGGGCAGAGCACGGUGUAGCCGCCAAGGCCCGCGCCAUCUACCGCGAGGGCGGUAUCCGCGGCUUCUGGCGCGGCAACUUUGCCAACGUCACAAAGGUCAUUCCCGAGACGGCGUCGCGAUUCAUCUGGCGCGACGUGCUGACGGACGCCUUUGCCGCCGAUCCCGAGGCCCCGGCGCCGCACGAGAACAUGCUCUGUGGCGCCGGCGCCGGGCUCUUUACCCAGCUGGUCAUCUACCCGAUGGAGGUGGUCAAGACAAGGAUGACCGUCUCUGCCAAGGGCGAGUUUGCCGGCAUCCUCGACUGCUACGUGCGGUCGGUCAAGACCGGCGGCUUCAAGUCGCUCUACCGCGGCCUCGUCGCCAACCUCCUCGGCUACGUCCCGUACUCGGCCCUGGAGAUGGGCAUCUUCUUUACGCUCCGCGACCGCUACAUGGAACACGUGAGUGAUGACAAGCUGCACGCCGGCCUGCCGUCCAUCACCUCGCUCGCCUUUGGUGCCACGGCCUCGCUCCUCUCGCAGAUCGUCACCUACCCCAUGAUGCUUGUGCGGACCCGGCUGCAGACCCAGGGCGUCCACGACCGCAGGGUCAAGUACCGCGGCGUCGCCCACUGCAUCCAGGUCAUCGUCCGCGAGCAGGGCUUCAUCGGCCUCUACCGCGGCCUCAAGCCCAACGCCCUCAAGGCUGUUCCUUCGACUGCAUGCGUGUAUCUCACCUUUGAGACUGUGCUCAAGUGGCUGCACGCCAACGACUAUGUCGACGACGACGACGACGGGGCAGACGAUGACGACGACGACGGAGGCUACUCUGACUGUGACGUCAUCCUUACCAGCCCGCCUGCCGCCGCUGCUGUCGUCAACUCGGACCGCGACGACCCGUUUGUGUUCUCGGCCACUGCGGCCGGCGAUCGGGGCGACCGCACAUGAGCACGCAGCGCAAAGCAAGUAAAACGGCCCCAUUCCACG
Molecule: messenger RNA, 1182 nt
Organism: Thecamonas trahens ATCC 50062
Lineage: Eukaryota; Apusomonadida; Apusomonadidae
Exons: 2
Coding region: 1-1143 (380 amino acids)
Biological process (GO): transmembrane transport
Molecular function (GO): ATP transmembrane transporter activity
Source: RefSeq, a predicted model, not a curated record